This is a messenger RNA of Oryzias melastigma (Indian medaka), 1669 nucleotides long. RefSeq lists its product as uncharacterized. Lineage: Eukaryota; Metazoa; Chordata; Actinopteri; Beloniformes; Adrianichthyidae. The transcript is spliced from 3 exons. The record is from RefSeq and is a predicted model, not a curated record. Bases 993 to 1550 code for a protein of 185 amino acids.
ACUUAUUUUGAGAAACCGUACCAAAACAAAGUCUACUAGUUCUGUAAGCAGAUUGUUUUCACUCAUAACAAAGUGGUUAAAUCUUAUAUUCUGCAUUUUGUAACUUGUUUUGAGAAGUACAUUUUUUUCCAGUGUACAAUUAUCCACCUGGUGUGUCCACAGAUUCAUAACCCCCUAUUGAAAGACUAGAAUCUGUCCAUCGUACACCACAGUACUUUGGAUAAUUUGAUACUUUGGAUAAUUUUUUCAGUUUUUUUUUUAUAUAUACAAUAAAUAGACAGAAUUAACUGACGGAGUUCAUACAGGUGCAGCGUCUAUCUGUCUGCAGUGUUGCUAGACUGGGAAAAGCUCAAUUUAAGUAAAUACCUGAACAAUUUGUUCAGAAAAUUCCCAAUCUGGCAACAUUGUCACACUUUGCCCCUCCCUUCUUGCUUGAUUAAAGAAUAGAGUUAUUAAAGAGCCAAAUAUUUGCAUCAAUGGCAGGAUUUUUUGUUGUGCUGUUUAUUUAUUUAUCCUUUUACAUUUAUUAGUGUUGCUUUUCUUUACUUUUUCCCUAGUGACUGAUAUUUUAUCAUUGCCUUUUUUUUAUUUUUGUGGUCCUGUUAUACUUACAUUUUUUUUAUAUAUAUAUAUGCACUAGUUACUGUUUUCUUGUUAUUAUUAUACUAUACCAUUAAUAAUAUACAUGUUCCAUAUGUGAUGUAUGUUCAAUUCAGAUUGUUGUAAAUAGUUAAACUUUUUUCUUUGGUGAAAGUCUCUGUCCUGUUUAUUUUACACUUAAUUAACAAAAAAGUAUAUUUCCAAAAUUAUUCUAUAUGAAAGAAAAAAGUAUUGGUAUCUGCGAUACUAGUCUUGUAAUUAGUUUGUACUGGAUCGAUGGCCAAAUUUCCAGUAUUGCCCACUCCUAAUAAAAGCAAUAAAAAAGGAAAUUGUUUCCAGACUGCAUAACUUUGAUUUUUUUUUCUCUUUACUCAAACCUUUUUGAAGGGAUCAUGGGCCCUCCAUCUCUGUGGACGGCUCUGAUGGCAGUUGCCAUGGCAACAGGGGCCCAAGCUGUCAGCGAGGAGAAUAAUGUGGACUACGGCUAUUGGAACUACAGAGAAGGAGCCGACAGCGUGAACGUGGCCUCCGUGCGCAGUGUGACCAGGGUUUUGGACGUCUGGGGGAAACGCAUCUUCAGGGAGAUCAAGACUUUGCUGCACUCCCAGCCCAGCACGCUGCUGCCCGACUACUCCAGGGUGCGCCCUCUGUCUGAGUCCAUCAAUGAUCUCUUCAGAGAAGUCUCUCUGCUCCACCGCCGCAUCACAGAGCUCUCUCAUCGCCUAGCAACGCUGGAACCCAUCCUCCGUCGCCUUGGCUACCAAGGGGAAGACGGGGAGGAGACGGCGGGAAGCAGGGCCCAGAGCCUCAAGGGGGAGGCCACGACUCUCGCCCGGUUCGACCCGAGAAGCAAAGUGAGGGCGAGCCCGCCGAGGGGGAGCAGGGUGGUGAGGAGAAGACGGCUGAGGGUCCUCAGGAACAGGGGAGGGAAGCUGAUCCGGGACGACUAAAGGACGAGCGGACAGCAGGAAGGAAGAGUUUGUUUGACUGUUUAGAACUUGUAGCAUGACCUGACUCUCUCAGACAUGAUGCUUUAUGACGAAAGAUUAAAAGAAGAUACAAGAUUUUA